AUGGUCUUUAUCACCAUUCAUUAUAGCACUCCAUUUGGACAAGCAGUUUGUCUCGAAGUUUCAGGAGAAAAAAAGUUAUAUAAAUUGAACUAUGUUGAUAAUAACACAUGGUCAGGAGAAGUUGCAUUUGCAUCAACUGGUCUUAUUAAUUAUCGUUAUCUUAUUACAAAAGAAGAUGAUUUAACAGAAAUCUUUAGAACUGAAGGAUCAAAAGAAUCAUAUCCACACUUUCUUGAUUUAACUAACUUGAAAAGCUUUGGUAAAGUAGAAGUUAAUGAUAUUUUUAUUUCAGGAUUUGAUGCUGAAGAUACUUUCUUAACUACUUCUUAUUUCAGAAAAGUUAUUUAUGGUAAAAGACAAGAAGAAAAACUUUCAAUUAAGAAAUUAGGUCAAACUACUCUUCUUCUUAAGGUUAGAUGUACUUGUGUUCCAGAAGGUCAAUGUGUAUUUGUUGGUGGUGCUAUUGAAUCUCUUGGUAAAUGGGAUGUUUCUAAAGCUAUUAAAAUGACACCAACCCAUGUUCCAUAUUAUGAAGCCCUUAUUGAUAUUUCUAAUGAAACUGCUUCUUUUGAAUAUAAGUGUUUCAUUGCUGAUGCUAACUCACGUACUAAUGCUAGAUGGGAAGAUAGAUCUAAUAGAGUUUAUUACAUUGCUCCAGUUGCUGAAGAAGAAAAUGCAGAAAAAACUAAACCAGUUGAUACUCUUAUUGUAAAAGAAGAUAACGAUUUUAGUGGACUCUAUUAUAGAGGAGCUGCUGUUGUUACUCCAGUAUUCUCACUUAGAACUAAAGCAUCAUGUGGAUGUGGUGAAUUCCUUGAUUUGAAAAAAGUUGUUGAUUGGUGUAACAUUACUGGAUUAUCAUUAAUUCAAACCCUUCCAGUUAAUGAUACUACUGUUUACUUUACUUGGAGAGAUUCUUAUCCAUACAAUCCAAAUUCAGUACAAGCCCUUCAUCCAAUGUAUCUUAGACUUAGUUCAUUAACUGAAGACCCAGAAAUUCUUGCUGAAAUUAACUCAGUUGCACAAAAACUUAAUGCUUUAGAGCAAAUUGACUAUGAGGCUGUCCUUAAAGAAAAAGAAACAAUUACAAGAAAAAUAUUCUCAAAAGUUGGAACUACUCAAAAGGGAUUUGACGAAUUCAAAAAGAAUGCUGGUAAGUGGUUAAUUCCAUAUUGUGUUUAUCGUGCUCUUAUUAAAUCAGUUGAUACACCAUUACCACCAACACCAAAAGACUUUGCUGAAGUUGAAGCUAUGUAUGCUGCUAACAAAGCAGAGUGUGAUUACUAUGCUUUUGUCCAAUACAAUCUUCAUUUACAACUUAAAGAAGCUAGUGACUAUGCUGCUGACCAUAAGGUUGCAUUAAAAGGAGAUCUUCCAAUUGGAGUUUCAAAGAGAUCUGUUGAAUGCUGGAUGUAUCCAAAUCUUUUCCAUCUUGAUAAAUCAACUGGAGCACCACCUGACUACUUCUCAGCUGGUGAAGGACAAAAUUGGGGAUUCCCAACAUAUAAUUGGGAUAAUAUGGCUAAGGAUGAUUAUGCUUGGUGGAAAGGAAGAUUAUCUCAAAUGUCACAAUAUUUCAAUGCAUACAGAAUUGAUCAUAUUCUUGGAUUCUUUAGAAUUUGGGCUAUUCCUGCUAUUCAUAGAACUGGUCUUCUUGGUAGAUUCUCUCCUGAUUUACCAUUUUCUAGACAAGAACUUGAGGGAUAUGGCAUUUAUGAUACUGAUAGAUUAAGUUAUCCAUAUAUCAGAGAUCAUACUUUAGACAGUCUCUUUGGUGAUGAAAAGAACUUUGUUAUUUCAAAAUUCCUUGUUAAUAAUUAUAACGGAACUUAUAACUUAAAACCAGAAUUCCAAAGUGAAGGUGCUAUCCUUGAAAAGACUGGACUCUCUCCACAAUUUAGAGAAUCAGAUAAAAAAAUUGUUAAUGGACUUAAACUUCUCUUACAAAAUGUAUGUUUGAUUAGAGACGAACAAAAUCCAAAUUUGUUUGUUCCAAGAAUUGAUAUGGAAAAAACAUAUUCUAGCUUCAAUGAACUUGAUCACUGGGUACAAGAAGGUCUUAAGAGAUUAUAUAAUGAUUACUUCUAUAAGAGACAUGAAGGUCUUUGGGAAGCUACUGCUAGAAAGAGACUUCCAGCUAUGGCUAGAGCUUCUAAUAUGCUUGUUUGUGGUGAAGAUCUUGGAAUGGUUCCAGACUGUGUUGUUAGAGUAAUGAACGAUAUGAAAAUUAAUUGUUUGAGAAUUCAAAGAUUAACUGAUACUCCAAAUACUCUUUUCUAUCAUCCAGCUGACUAUCAAUACCUUACUGUCUCAGCUCCAUCUGGACAUGAUAUGUCAACUAUUCGUGGAUGGUGGGAAGAAGACAGAUAUAAGACUCAAUAUUUCUGGGAACAUCUUCUUGGAAGAUCUGGAGCUGCACCAUUUACUUGUCCUAUUGAUGCCGUUAAAACUAUCUUUGAUAUGCAUUUGUAUGGACCAGCUAUGCUUGCUUGUUUCCCACUUCAAGAUAUUCUUUCACUUAAACUUAAGUAUAUUGAAGGACGUGAUCCAAAAUUAGAACAAAUUAAUGACCCAUCCAAUCCAAUCCAUUACUGGAGAUAUAGAUGCCAUGUUGACAUGGACGAAAUUAUUGCUGACAAUGAUUUGAACAAUGAACUUAGAACUGCUGUUGAAAAAUCUGGCAGACACCUUUUCUAA
Messenger RNA from Entamoeba dispar SAW760, 2697 nucleotides. RefSeq lists its product as uncharacterized. Bases 1 to 2697 code for a protein of 898 amino acids. The record is from RefSeq and is a predicted model, not a curated record. Gene Ontology annotation, biological process: carbohydrate metabolic process. The transcript has a single exon. Gene Ontology annotation, molecular function: starch binding; 4-alpha-glucanotransferase activity. Lineage: Eukaryota; Evosea; Mastigamoebida; Endamoebidae.